Molecule: messenger RNA, 10853 nt
Organism: Polypterus senegalus (gray bichir)
Lineage: Eukaryota; Metazoa; Chordata; Cladistia; Polypteriformes; Polypteridae
Gene: b4galnt3b
Product: beta-1,4-N-acetyl-galactosaminyl transferase 3b
Exons: 20
Coding region: 176-3268 (1030 amino acids)
Cellular component (GO): Golgi cisterna membrane
Molecular function (GO): acetylgalactosaminyltransferase activity
Source: RefSeq, a predicted model, not a curated record
AGUAAAAGAGCAAGGAAGUGUGGGCACAUGCACUCAUUCUUUUAACUGAAGAAAGUUGCAGUUCGUAAUGGCUUUUUAUCUGUGAACAUUUUGUGGCGGAUAGGGAUAGCUAGCGCUCCAAAGGGAAUCUGCAGUUCACGGAUUGCAAGCUGAGACGGAGAUCACGCUUAAGAAAAUGUAUUUUUUUCCACUGAAAAUGAUGCGAAAAAAUGUUAAAUAUAUUGUUGCAUCUGGGAUUCUGGCAUUAGGAAUACUUGCUUACCUGGAUUUCAUAUCCCUGGAUAUCUGGCAUCAAAAACACGAUAUUGGACGGUAUCCACCGGGUGGGGUUUUUGUGGGCGAAUCUAUAAGAAGAGAAGAUGGCAAUCCAAAAAUACCCCAGCAACGCAGAGCUGUUCCGGUUGAAAAUGGUUUUGAAUUCAAGAAAGAUGUACCUCCAUGGAAACCUGAGUUUAUAGGUCAAGCUAAUCUGCAUAUUUUUGAAGAUUGGUGUGGCAGUUCCAUUGACCAACUUUGUAGAAACCUCCAUUUUCCAUUAUACCCACAUACACGGACAACUAUAAAAAAACUGGCAGUGGCACCUAGCUGGACAAACUAUGGUCUUAGAAUAUUUGGAUACAUCCAUCCCUUUGCCACUGGUAUCUUCCAAUUUGCAGUGGCUUCUGAUGAUAAUUCUGAAUUUUGGCUGAGUAAAGAUACAGACCCUGAACAUCUUCAAUUGCUUGCUUCUGUUGGGAAGUCAGGCAAAGAGUGGACUGCUCCUGGGGAAUUUGGAAAAUUUCACAGUCAGGUUUCUCAACCUGUGCAUCUGUCUUCUGACAAUCGGUACUAUUUUGAAGUACUUCAUAAACAGGAUCACAAAGGCACAGACCAUGUGGAAGUUGGGUGGAGACUGAACCGGCCUGGCCUGUUGUUUACUUUAAUCGAGCCCCAAUAUAUUUCCCUGUUUGCAAAUGAGUCUUUGUUAAAGAUGAAUGACAUCGACCAUAUACCAUUAUCUAAGGCCAGCUAUCGAAUAAACUGCACAAACCCAUUAGGCACCAGUCACAGUUCAGAAAUGCUCAGGACUGACCCCAGGGAUGAAUUUUUUACAUUUCCUUUGAUUGAAGAGCAAUAUUUACAUCAAAUUUUACCAGACUGCAUCUACAACCCAAGCUAUGUCAUCAAAGAUUUUCCUCUUAAUCGUUAUCAAGGGUUACAUUUUGUACAUCUGUCCCUUAUUUAUCCCAAUGACUUCACAAGACUUACACACAUGGAGUCAGAAAACAGGUGCUUCUAUCAUGAGGCUCCAUAUAUUCUAAACAGGUUUGGGUUUUACAGAUACAUGAAGAUGGAUACUCCAGUUGAGCAUGAAGUUGUUUCUGUUCAGGAAGGAGAAAGUUUUGAACUAGUAGAUAAUGUUAAGCACCAUAAUUCAAAGGAAUAUAUUUUUCAGUAUAAAGAUCCAAAUAUUGGACACCGAGAGCUUCCUGAAGAGGAAAGACAAAUGGAACAUAGUCCCAAAGACUAUGGUGAUGAUUACGAUGAUUAUAAUUUUAAAAGACGAAGGAAGAUGCUCUCUGCAAAGACCACUCCCAGAUCACCCAUGCAGACAAGAUCUGUUGCCAAGAGAAGAAAAAGAAGGAAAGAAAGCCAGAUUUACUUGCAACAAGUAAACAGAUUUGAAAAGCAAAAUCAAGAAAUGAAAAUAGAUAAAAGAGAGGCACCAUUUAUUAAUCAGGCAAACACUAUACAGCCAGCAAAUCUCAGCCAGUCUUUCCUGCAGGUCAUGAUAAGAACUCUUGUGCCAAGGGUGAAGCAUAUCAGAAAGAAAGAGAUAAAAGAGGAGGUGCAGAAUUUUCAUAAAGUGUUAGCUGCCAUACCUCUAUAUCAAAAAUCUCUUAACGCAAAAACAAAAGAGGAGAAAGAGAAUAAUACAGUUCUUGAAAAAAGGGUCUUUUUGGUGCAAGAAAACGUAAAGGAUACAAAAUUGUCAAAUCACAGCCAGCAAGAAAUUUUUGACACCCAAAAUAGAAUGAACAUUAAAAGUCAAGAAUAUGCAAUGUGGCAAAAAGAGGAUAUGGAAAUGGGAAGGAAACUGGAAGAUCAGGAUUUAUGGAGAGAGAAGUCAUUUAGUAUCUCCCCUUAUGGUAGUAACACAGAGGGUUAUUCUGAUGACCUAGAAGAAGACAGACUUUUUUUCAACCCAGCUAUUCAUGACCAGGAAGUAAACUGGGAACAAACAUUCAGUGUUGAUAACCUUGAUUUCCAUUCCUUGCGAUCAGAUGAUAUUGACCUCACAUGUAAUGUAUCUGGAAAUCUUCUCCUUAAAGAGUCUGAAGCACUGGAGGUUGUUGAGACAUUCAUGAAGAAGUUCAAAGAAAAAAACAAAGAGAAGUUUGAACUGAGGAAGGUGGUUAAUGUGGAGAAGCGUGUUGAUGAAAUUCAAGGAAGCAGAUAUCUUUUGGAGCUUGAACUCCUGGAAGAUGGGAAACGGACUGUGAGAUUGUCACAGUACAUUUAUGCUCUUAACCAUAAUAUAUACCAUAUGGAUGUAAAAUACAAGAGGAAAUCCAAGCAUAAUAAAAAGAUGCUUUUGUGCAAUCCUGUGGGUUUUUCCUGGAAACGUGACACUAUGGUCCAUUUCAUUGUACCAGUUAAAAAUCAGGCUCGCUGGGUCCAGAAGUUCAUAGCUGACAUGGAGGAACUGUAUGAAAUCACACAAGAUGGAAACUUUAAUGUCAUCAUUACUGACUACAGUAGCACAGAUAUGGAUGUUGAAAAAGCCUUAAAACAAGCAUCUUUACCAAGAUUUCAGUAUUUGAAACUGAAGGGAAACUUUGAGCGUGCUGCUGGGCUGCAGGCUGGAAUUGACCUCAUUCAGGACAACCACAGUAUUAUAUUUCUUUGUGACUUGCACAUUUACUUUCCCCCAAUGAUCAUCGACAGCAUUCGCAAACACUGCAUAGAGGGAAGAAUGGCUUUUGCACCCAUUGUUAUGCGUCUAAACUGUGGUGCCUCUCCUGAUCAACCAGAUGGUUACUGGGAAGUGAAUGGUUUUGGUUUACUGGGCAUAUUUAAGUCUGAUCUUGCAAAUGCUGGUGGGAUGAACACACUGGAAUAUCAUGAGUCAUGGGGAGGAGAAGACUGGGAACUUUUGGACAGGAUUUUACAGGCUGGACUAGAGGUUGAAAGGAUACAUCUGAGACAUUUUUAUCACCACUACCACUCCAAGCGAGGAAUGUGGAACAGACGCAUAUAUAGAGCUAUGCAUAGAAGUAACGUUUGAGAUUUAUGAACUGAAGUAACGGUACAGCCAACUCCCUUGGUCUGUUGGACUCACUGGCACACUUUGCAAUUACACUUGAGCGAACUGGAAUGAUGGGUCUGAGGUACAGAGGCAGGCCUUUGUCCAAUGCUCAUGGUCUAUUAAAUUAAUAAGGUCACUUUUAAUUUAUAAAAAUUAUGUAGGAGUUUUUUUUUUUUGCUUUUCAUACUGGUGUUCUUGUUUCAGAGACAGCAAUUUAAUUUAGUCAUUUGUUUUUUUUCCAUUUUGUAACAUACAUGAGGGUGAAUAUUUAAUAUGAAUGGUGUGUGAGAGAUGCUGCUUAUAUGUCUAUACAGGUUGCAUGUAUAUAUGCAUUUAAAAUACAUUCAUUUUCUUAUAUACAUGCAUAUAUUUAUAUAUUAUUUUGUAUGCAUAUACAGUACAUCUCUAAAUAUGUACGUAAAUUAUAUGCACAUUAGUGUGUAUGUUCAUACUUUACUAAAUGACACUGCAUUUUUGUUACUAUUAGAAAAUAAGGGUUAUUUUUUUUCCUAAGAUGUAGGUUAAGAUUUGUCUGUUCUCUCUAGCAAGUACUGUAUAUACUAAAGACAUUGAGUUGUUUUAAUUGAUCUGCCUUGACUCGGAGUACACAUUUCAGCAUAUUGUUUAGAAUAGCUGUUAUUGUCUAAUUUACAUGGAACAAUAAUGGGAACAGGUAGAUUGCAGAGUCAUUGUAAAGAGAAGGUAUGAGAUGUGAGCUUUUUCAUAUUACUGUAUAUUACAGAGUAUAUACACUUUCAUACUGAGCUGUAAAACAUAAUCUUUGAUGGCAUUUCUGGAUCUUAGUGAAAUGCGGCCUUGUAGAGUUGAGUCCAGUAGAGUACAGACAUGGCUCUCGGUUUAGCUCCUGGGUCAUAUCAGGGUAUUUCGUCUAGACACUGUGAAGAAUCUUUAAAUAUGUUAUGAUUCUAUAUGAUCUAUGGGACAUUUCUUUUGUAUUUCUAGCCCUGGCAAAAUUUUGAAUCCCACAGUAGGUCAUUGUGCAUUUAGACCUGUGCAAUUUUUAUAUGAUAUACUUGAUGGUUUCAUUGGUUGUGCAUAACAUGAGGGGCAAAAUCUCAGCACUUAAACACUUCUGUUAUGAGUGCCAGUCUACCCGUGUGUGUGUUAGUUUGCACCUUAAAGUAAAAAAGAAAUAUCAAUCAUCUGCUAUUUCUCAGGGGUUUACUUGACUAUUAAUGCUAAAGCAGACUACUUCUUAAUACAGAUUUCAGUUUGUGAAAAUUAAUGAAUUUAAGAUUACUGCACUUUAUUGCACUUUUAAUCUUCACCCUUAUAUAUGUUUAUGUGUUAUCUAAGGUGCAGGCUGGCACGUGUAUAUAUUAAAGUCAAUGAAUUCAAAAUUGUGAUUUUUAUGCCAUAUCUGUUAGGGGUGUAACGUUUUUGAUACCACAUUUUCAUAUAAUUGUCUUGUGAGUUGUAUACUAACAAAACCCAAGGUAUAUAUUUUGUUAACCUUCAAUUUAGGAAAUCUUCUGUAAAGUGACUUCAAAAACGUUUCACUUAACACAACCACAGCAUAAAUUUUGGAUGUAGAGCAACACACUCCAUUACAUUACAGUAACUAAUCUCCCUGUUUGAUGACAAGUAUACAGUAUAGGCAAAUUCCAAGAAUUUUCUGGUUGGUUGAGGUGGAAAAUGAAAUGUGCGUCUCUCAACAGAUUUUGGUUAUCUUGAUAGCUUCUGUGUAAUCAGUCAUGAUGCUGCACUCUGGGAAAACUGGCAUUUUGGGAAAAUUACUGUUCUGUGUGCUGUCUUCUGAAUUCAACUUUAGUUACAUGAAGUACGAUGCUUGCAAUUGGAAACUGUAGCAAUCAACAUCUCUGGAUGUAUUUAUUUUGUACUUUAAUACUUUACACUACCUCUGGAAACCUGUAUAUUUGUGUUAGUUAAGUAUGUAUACUAUAAAAGGAGUUCAGUUGAUUAUUAUGUACAACUUGAAGUUUGUGCCAAAAAUGGGACAUUAUUCUUGACCUGGGCCUUAAGCAUAUAAUUUAUAUAUUGUUUAUUUAUAAACUCCUUAGUGUUUAUAUUGUGCUUCUUCUAGCUGGAAUCGGCCAGGACCAAAUAUAAUACAUAAACUAGUGCAGGUCAGAUUAUGACAUUUAAAAGUAAUAUAGAAAUUUGAUCUGAAUAGCAUAUCCUUUGAAAUGUUGCAUAGCUUAGGGUUCUGACACUUCAAACACAAAUACUUUGGUUUAUGCGACCAAUACACAUCAGAUCACUUUGAACGUUUUGGCAGAUUUAUGGAAUUGCAAUCAAUAAGAUCCAGGCAAGUUCCAGACUUUUGUUAUUUCUCAAGCUUGAGAAAAAUGUGACCUGCUUCAAUUGUUUGGAAUGAAAUGGAGCCACCGAAAAGCCGGCAUUUUAUUUAUAAGAAAUUAAAUCGUUUGCCCAACUUCCUCUUAGGUACUGUAGCACUUGGGCUUGUUGAAUUUCUAGUGUAAGAGCUGGGCUGAUUUGAAACAAAGUGCCUAAUUCCCAGCAUUACUGUAAUGCAGAACUGAUCACACUCCACCAGCUCUACAUGAGUGAGUACUCGGAGAUGUCUGGAAGAGGUUUUCGUAGAUGGUACCACAUGUGUCUUGUUCAUUCUUUGGUCAUAAUCUACCAAAGAGCCUGCCAUACAUUUUUUUGUACCUUUAAAUGUUUACAGUCAUAUUAUCAUGAUACUGGUGUAGGCUGUAUAUAAAUAAAGAACUUUAUGAACUGCAUAUUGUGCUGUCCGUUUAGGACAAUGAUUCUGGCUAGAUUGGGGAUAGUCUUGAAUAUUUUUACUCUGAAAAAAGUGACUUUUUGCUUUUGUUAACUCUCAGUAAUAUUCUGAAUUUACAUUACUUGUAAAUUUUGUCUUUUGCCGAUCUUGUGUUGAAAACCAAGGGCAGAAACUGGAUGGGUGGAUGGAUAAUGUUGUCUCCUCCUGGGACUCUACUCAGUGCAGCUUCUGCUUCAUGCUAUGUGCAUCUGAAGGAUGUAUGAAGAGCAAAAAGUCUCUGCAGACUUCCAACAGAGACCACUUUUAACCUCUUAAACACUUCAUCAUAUGCAUACUGGGGUGUUGAGUGUACCUCACUUCAAAUGACCGCUUCUUAUGGUAUAGUUGUCAGAUCCUAAGCCAGCAUUUGGAAUUUGGAGUGUUUAAUUUCUGUGAAAUUGUUUUUGUAAGCAAUUGAUUUUUGUUUCUUUUUUUCUUUAUAAUAAAUUAUGCUGUGUGGGGGGAAAAAAGGCUUUUUGUGUGUAAUGUGUUGUCAUUUUGUAGUCCAUAUCUAAAGGCAAGGCAGUGUUCCGAUUGUGAUUUUACCCAUUAUACAAAAUCUAAUAAUCCCCUGUACAAAAGUUUAAUGAAGACUACAGACAGGUUGUGUCAUUCUCAUGGGUUCUGUCACAAAAAAAGUAAACAUCUAGGAUGAGUUAAAGAAAAAUUCUUAAACAAAAUCAAAAGUCCAAAACCUUUUUAGCACACUUCUGUGAUCAUUAAGUUGAUGAUCCAUUCAUCUAUCGAGUUAUCCAAUUUACUUGUGCAUUGUCCUGUACAAAUAUAUAGUUUUCCAAUAUUUUUAUGUCCCAGACAAAAAAUUGUAAUAAACUGGAUAUUAGAAUAUUACAAUGGUUAAGACAAGAACAGACCAUUCAACCUCUCAUAGCAUGUCAAUUUCUAGUCACCUAACUCUUGUAAAAUAACAUCAAAUGAAUUGUUUUGAAAGUCCCCAAAAUAUUACUGUCUCUUGUUGUAGGGGAUCCACUGUAUUGAUUCCCUUCAUAAUUUUAAACACCAGUCAUCUCAACAUUUACUUACAGUUUAAACUCCCUCAGACUCCUCUCAGAGCUCAUGCCUCUUAGUUCCAGAUCCAACUUAGUUGUGGUCUUCUGUACUGUCUUUUUAGGUGUGCUCACAUAUAAUGCAUGCAUGGCGCGCCUAUUGCAAUAGCCAUGUCUAUCUGCAUGUAACAAUUUGGGACACAAUGAAUCAAUUUGGUUGAAAUGUCGCUCAUUUAUUAUAUAAGGGAAUUGGUCAAGACAGUUAGACUUUCAUUGAGAGAUCUUGAACAGAUCAUGCUGCAGACUUUUAAAAUUUUCAAAUUCUCCCAUGGAAAAGCACUGGUGAAUUUGUGAGCUUGUCUGUUUUAAAACAGGGAAGCAGUUUGUGCGAGUACAAGUUAGUUUACCUUUUCAGUUUUGACAGCAUUUAUGCCAGCUUGUAUACUUCCUCCUUUUUUUCACCUCGGAUAGCCACUGUUAACGACAAAUGGUGCCUUAAUAUAAGUUAUUGAAACGCCAGCGGACUGUGUAUGUGGGUGGGUAGGAAGUCACUAAUUUCCAUGCACGCUGGCCAUACAAUCCUACAUCUGCAAGUCCACCUGAGUGUGUGCAGAAUCCUCCACAUUAGCAAGUUGUUUCUGCUUUAUAAUGUCUUCCCAGUGGCUGGAGUGCAAACAGAAGAGAAACCCGUGCAUCAGCACCUCAGUCAUCCAGAGCCUUUAAGUCGUAACAGGUAAGUUAAAUAAUCGUAUACAAGUAUAAAAUGCAAGUACAGAAAACAAACGAUUAUCUAGAUGUGAGUGGAGUACCUUGUAGAGUGUAAGCCAUGGUGCAUGGAGAAAAUAAAUAUAACAGUAUUAACCUUACACUAAACCAACCUCGCAGAUUCAUUGUCUGCAGAUUACAAUGAUUUACUGUUUCACUGACACUAUAUUUUACUAGAGUGACCAUGACACUCUUGUUUAUAGGCUUUGCUUCCUGAUAAAUAACAAUAUCAUCAUGUCCCAGUUUUAACAGGCUGUCCAUGUAAUAAAACAUUGCUUUUUCAAGACAAGCAUCCUUACAAUAUAUUUAUACAAAUAGUGGGGGACACUGCUUACACGAGGAAAGCUUUAUUAAGAAGUUGAUUUAAAUUUGAACAGCAUUGUAAGGAUGACUAAGCAACACUCAGGACACAGUACUGCCAUUUAUUUGUUUCCACAUCAAGCACUGUGUGGAAUCAUAUGUGUUCAUUUUUGAAAGUUUGGUUUUUUGCUUUUGUCCUAAAUUUCUUGCCACCGAUGACGAGAGAAUGCAGACAUUAAACAAAUGAGGAUAGGCUUUAUCUGUGGGCAUGUAUGCUACACGAGUGUCCCAGUUUGGGACCUUGAAAAUCUGGUCACCCAAUGAUUAACCAUCAGAGUGCCACAUUUACCUGAUAUCCAUAAUGAGCUGUCACUGUAAUUAACUUUGCCUUUCACUUCUCUUAUUCCCUAACAUUUGUCAUAAAUAGGUUUGCAAGUCUCAUUUCAUAAAGGGAACUAUGACCAGGUAUGCUCAAGCAGAUGGACUUAUUUACAAAAGUGUUUUGUUUUUUUUUAUUUUAGGAUGUGUUAAUUGAUAUGAAUUAACAAUUUUUGGACAAAGUCUCAGACAGCCUUGGUGUCACAAUCACUCUUAAUGCAUUAACAGCAAUAUUUGGGGGAACUCCUGGAUGACAAUAAACUGCACAGAGAUAAUCGAAGGUAAUGCCUACAUCACACUACUAGCAUGUAAACUUAUCCUUCAAAACUGCAAGAAUCCCAACCCAGCCAUUUAUAACUCUGUGGGUAAGUGAUGUUGUAACGGUGACUUUUCCAGUUUCCAAAAUUCAAGCAACUGCUGAGUUGGCAAGGUAGGAUCCAGCAUGUGUCAAACGCAUAACAUAAGAAAUUUCUCAGUCCAAUAAAGUUCAAUUUUAAAAUGAUUCCGUUAAAAUUUAAAAAGGAACAAAUUACAAAAUUUCUGAAGAAAGUUAUUAUACAUGCAGAAUAAAAGACAUAAGGAAAAAAGGUUUCUUCUACAAUCUUAGCUUUCUUCUGUUAAACAUCUAUUACUUUCUAUAUUUUAAGGAUGUGUUAUUUCUUAAUGGCAAACUUACAUCUGCUUCAUUUAGUACAUUCAGUAUGUUGUGUACAUACGGUUUGAAACUGUUUGCCCUCCAUGCCUCACCAACUGCAAGGCAGAUAAUGGAACUAGUCUGUAGUUGGAAGGACAAGAAAUAAUUACAAAAUUCCAUUUUCAAUUUAGCUUGUGAGAGUUAUGAUAGAACCUCCCAUUGACUAUUCACUAAUAAAUAGGCAUAGAUUCUAACAUAACUAAGAAAAUAUUUCUAUCAAUUUAACAUAACCUAACUAGCUAACAAAUGGCUGUUACAGACAUUCCAUAUUAUCUUAUAUUAGAACAAAUCAAAUUUUCUUUGAGGAUACACCCAAUACCUUUUUAAAACACAGCAAGAAUUCAUUAAUAUGCUGUCUAAUAUUUGGCCAGUUUUUUUUUUUUUUAAUUUGUAUUUGGUUUUCUUUUCAUUUUCUUUGGAUUGAUUUUGAAGUAAAUGGUUGUAUCUGUUACGUUGUUAUUAUCUCCUUAAUUGAGUAGCAUGUCACUGUAAUAUUCUGCUUAAAAUAAAAUAAAGUGUGUUAGCUUUCAUCAUAUCCUUUUUAAUCUUUGCUGUCUUACUCUCAAAUAUGCAAUGCUUGGAUAUAUUUAUCUUGUAUGCUCAAAUUUGUUAUGGGUACAUUAAAUUCUUUUAAACGUGCUCCAAUACUCCGCCAUCUCCACACUUGAAAGUUUGUUCCAGUUUAUCUUUUUUAUACUUUGCUACAACUUCUCAAAAUAUGCCUAUUUAACUUUUGAAAGGGGUUUCUGCCAUAAAAACAUUAUGGUAUUAUGUUAUGGUCACUAGAUUGUGAGGCUCAAUUAAUCUCAAUCCACAUACAGGACAGUACAUCUAGACAGGCUUCACUUUUUAUUGCCGUUUUGACAAACAGCCUCUGAUUACGCCUAGAAAUUUCUGUUUUUGUGCUCUGCUGUUUGUACAGUUUGCGCAGUUAAUAUUUAAGAAAUGAAAGUCCCCAUUAUUGUAAUAACCCUGUCUACACUUGCUUUUUUUUUUUAAUAUUUUAGACACAAUUACCUGCAUUACUCAGUCUGUGAAACAUUCCCAUUAUCAGGCCUUGCUGCUCACUUAUCUGGUCGCAACAUUCUCACAAAGAUGAGAUUUAUAACCCAAUGAAAGCAGACAUUUGCUUCAAUUAUCUUACACAAACGGUGCCCAUAACCCACCUCUUUGAUUUUUGCAUGUGUUUUCUUAAUAAAGUGUAAUCAUCUGUUAUACUCCUCCACAUCCCUUGGAUUUACCCAGGUUUCUGUUAUUGCUAUAAUAUGAGUAUUAUGUGCAUUUAUACUUGUCUCCAAGUCACUUGUUUUAUUCUUAAUACUUCUAGCAUUGGACUUAAACUUUUUUAACGUUUCACUCAUUUUAUUUUGGCUUCUUAACUGUUGGUGGACAUUUUCAAAGCUACGUGUAUAAUUGUAUUAAUACUACUGUUUUUAUUUCAUGUGAAGUUCUAAACCCAACCUGUCGUAAACUCACUGCCCAGCUUUACUCAGUUUAAACAAUCUGUGACUUACCAACUCGUCCACCUCCUCAGUACAUUGCUGCCCCCCAUCAUGGUGUUACAGGACUCGCCUGUUUUAAAAGGCACCUCAAAUUUUCACAUAUCUUUUGUAUACAGUAUAUAUGUGUUUUUUAAUUAUGUUUUACUAG